Nicotiana tabacum (common tobacco) is the source of this 1369-nucleotide messenger RNA. Lineage: Eukaryota; Viridiplantae; Streptophyta; Magnoliopsida; Solanales; Solanaceae. The record is from RefSeq and is a predicted model, not a curated record.
CACAAAGGGAGUCCACAAACUGAACUUGUGGCUAUCGUCCCUUAAACCUGCAUUCUCGUCCACUCUCGCACAUACACUUCCUUAAAUUGCCCUCUCUAUCUCUAUCUCUAUCUCUAUCUCUCUCUCUCUCAACGCUUUACUAGCUAACUUUGAGAGAGAGACUCUUUAAUUAAUUUGUCAACCUUCCAUGGCCGCCACCAGAAUUUCCUUUACUUCCAGUUCACAAACCAUUUAUUUCCGUCACAGCCCAUUUCUUGGCCCAAAUCCGGUUUUCCCAAUCUCUUCCUUUUCUCGUAAUCUUGGCACAAUUCUCAGGUCUAGAAGAAAACCCAGUUUCACAGUUUGCUUUGUUCUGGGGGAUGAAAAGUUGAAUACUCAAUUUGACAAGUUGAAUGCUCAAUUAGAGACUGGGACAGAGGAGAUUGAAUUGAAAAUUGAGGAGCAGAUCUCAGCGACGCGUUUAGCGGAAAAAUUGGCUAGGAAAAAAUCGGAGAGGUUUACUUAUCUUUUGGCUGCGGUUAUGUCUAGUUUUGGGAUUACUUCCUUGGCUAUUAUGGCCGUCUAUUACAGAUUUUCGUGGCAAAUGGAGGGUGGAGAAAUGCCUUUAACUGAAAUGUUUGGUACAUUUGCUCUCUCAGUUGGUGCUGCUGUAGGAAUGGAGUUUUGGGCAAGGUGGGCUCAUAGAGCGCUUUGGCACGAUUCUCUUUGGCACAUGCACGAGUCACACCACAAACCAAGAGAAGGACCUUUCGAGAUGAACGAUGUGUUUGCCAUAGUCAACGCCGUUCCAGCAAUAGCCCUCCUCAACUAUGGUUUCUUCCAUAAAGGCCUCAUUCCUGGCCUCUGCUUCGGCGCUGGGCUAGGGAUCACAGUAUUUGGGAUGGCUUACAUGUUCGUUCACGAUGGUUUGGUUCACAAGAGAUUCCCCGUCGGACCUGUAGCCAAUGUACCUUAUUUAAGGAAGGUGGCCGCAGCUCAUUCGCUCCAUCACUCAGAGAAGUUCAAUGGUGUCCCAUAUGGUUUGUUCUUAGGACCAAAGGAAUUGGAAGAAGUAGGGGGGAUUGAAGAAUUGGAAAAGGAAGUGAACCGAAGGAUAAAACUUUCAAGGGGAUCAUGAAUGAUUGACCAUCUUCGUGGGGAAAUUUUUUGAUGUAUUGAAUAGAGAAAAUGCAGCUUUAUUGAUCAUGAAAUGAAAUUUGUAUUUACUUAGGCUCUUAUUCACUAAGAUGAUAAUAGAGAUAUAUUAGAAAUUAUUACAUGUGCCAAGUCUUGGAGGCUAAGAAGAAAAGCUAAUAAUUGAAUGUCCUCUGGCUCUCUUUUUGUUUUUUUUUGGCACGGCAGAAGAAUGAUAUUUGGAAAAUGUAAAAUA